Molecule: messenger RNA, 4017 nt
Organism: Lactuca saligna
Lineage: Eukaryota; Viridiplantae; Streptophyta; Magnoliopsida; Asterales; Asteraceae
Source: the annotation of a GenBank genome assembly
AUGGACUCGAAGGAAGAUACGUCUCUCUCAGGUUUUUCUUCUGUUUCUUCCGAUAAAAUCGAUUCGGUUAACGAAACGAAUGGUUUGAAAUCCGUUAACAAAGUUGAUAAUAAUAAAACUAGUAGUCUGAAUGCUAGUUCCGAUGACGAGAACGAGGGUUUUGCUAGUGGUGAGGAGGAGGCUUUUGAGACAAACUUAGAUGAGAAUUCAAAAGCCAUACUAAAUGUAGACGAAGGUGUGGAUAACGGUGAGAAGUUUUCCGAGGCUUUUGAAGUUCUUUUGCCGAAGGUUGAUUUAGCGACCGUGAGUGAUGAGGUUGUUGAUGAUGCCGAAAAGGAUAAUUUAGGUUUGGUGGAUAAGAGAGCAGACGAGAAGCUUGAAUCGGAUGAGAAUUUGAAUUCGAGUGAAGUGGUGAAACAGGAGGUUGUGGAAGGGGUUGAAGGAGAUAAGGUGAGUGAAAGUAAGGGAGAUGUAGUUGAUGAAACUGUAUCAAAGGUUGUGAAUAGGGAUGAAGUGAAAUCGGAUAGUCCUAAAGAAGGAGAAAAGGAGGUGGUUGUAGCCAAUGGUGUGAAGCUUACCACAGAAGGGGAUUCUGUUGUGGAAGAAAUAAAAGUUGAUGCGCCUGUACCAGGUGUGGCUGUGGUUUCUAAUAUGGAAGAUGUUGAGGACGAUGAUGAGGAUGAGGAGGUGCUGCUAGUUGGUGGACCCGAUGACACUAGUUCUGCUGUUGAAGAACCUGAUUUAGAAUCUGUUGGUGCAGAUGAUGUGAAGAUCACUUCUGAAGGUGAUUCUGUGGUGGAAGCCAUAGAUGUUGAUUUGCCAGUGGCGGGAGUCCCUGGAGUGGCAGUGGUUACCAAGACAGAAGAAGAUUAUGGUGGUGCUGUGGCCGAUGAGGCUGGUUUUUCAUCUGAGAAGAUAGACCGUGUUUUAGAAGAAGUUGUGGAUAAGGAGGUUGUUGAAGUGACCGAUGGCAAAUUUUCACCUUUGGUGGAAGAUUCUGUUGGUGAUGAUGUAGAGAAGAAUGAAAAGAACCCAGAGGCAGAAGUAGAGAAAGAGGUUGAUUAUGAGGGUAAAGAAAAUGGUUCAGUGGUGAUGACUGCUUUAGAUGAUGUAGAAGAUGUGUCCAUAGUUGGUUUGGAUGGUGAUACAGUUCAGGAAACAGAAAGUUUGGACAAAGAUACCCCUGAUGAAACAGCUCAGGCAACAGAAGUAUUGGACAAAGCUGUUCCUGAUGAGAUAGCUCAGGGAACAGAAGUUUUGGGCAAAGAUUUAUCCGAUGAUGCAGAUGCAGAUGCCAAGGCAAAACAUAUCGACAUUGAUGCUGAUAAUGGUCUAGAAAACGGCCCAGCAGACAAAUUUGUUGUAGAGGAUUCUGCUGAAAAGGAUGAUGAUAAUGAAGAAGGCUACAUGGAUGGUUCCCCUUCAGAUGAAGAUACUGAUGGUGUGAUCUUUGGAAGUUCAGAAGCUGCAAAGCAGUUCAUGGAGGAGUUGGAAGGAGGAUCAGGUGAAGGUGGGGAGAGUUCUCAAGAUCGUUCCCAGAUGGUUGAUGGUCAGAUUGUCACAGAUUCUGAUGAAGAUGAUGAUGAUGAUGAAGAAGAAGAAGACGGGAAAGAGCUGUUUGAUUCAGCUGCAUUAGCUGCACUUCUAAAAGCAGCAGCUGAUGGUAGCUCAGAAGGUGGCAACAUCACGUUUUCUUCACAAGAUGGUUCUAGACUUUUCACAGUUGAACGCCCCGCUGGACUGGGCCCCUCACUCCAGCCCAUGAGAGCCGCCACCCGACCAACACCAACACGCUCCAAUCUUUACAACAACCCUUCAAGCAUCAUGAGUGUCAGUGAAACAGAAAGCAACUUGAGCGAUGAAGAAAGGAAAAAGCUGGAGAAGUUACAGUCCAUCAGGGUGAAGUUUUUGAGACUUGUGCAGAGGUUAGGCCUUUCUCCAGACGAGUCUGUAGCAGCACAGGUUCUUUACAGGCUAGCUCUAAUCGCAGGGAGACAAACCGGUCAAUCUUUUAGCCUUGAUGCUGCUAAAAGAAAAGCCAUGGAGCUUGAAGCUGAAGGGAAUGAUGAUCUUGACUUUUCGGUCAACAUCCUGGUAAUCGGUAAAGCAGGGGUCGGAAAAAGUGCCACCAUCAAUUCCAUUUUCGGGGAAGACAAGACCGGAAUCAGUGCUUUUCAACCUGCGACUGAUUCAGUGAAGGAGAUACGUGGUAUGGUAGGUGGAGUUGCGGUUCGUGUUUUUGAUACACCUGGGCUUCGAUCCUCUGUGAUGGAUCAAGGUUUUAACAGAAGUGUACUCUCAUCAGCAAAAAAGUUCACAAAGAAAAACCCCGCAGAUAUCGUUCUUUAUGUUGAUCGUCUGGAUGCCCAAACCAGAGACCAUAACGACAUUCCAUUACUGAAAAACAUUACGAAUUCCCUGGGUCCCGCCAUCUGGCGAAGUGCCAUAGUCACUUUCACACAUGCUGCUUCCGCGCCUCCGGAAGGUUCUAAUGGAAUCCCGUUGAGUUAUGAAAUGUUUGUUACGCAGCGAUCGCAUGUUGUCCAACAAGCAAUUGGGCAUGCGGUUGGUGAUCUGCGGAUGAUGAGCCCUAGCUUAAUGAACCCGGUUUCUUUAGUUGAAAACCAUCAGUCGUGUCGGAAGAAUCGUGAAGGUCAGAAGGUGCUUCCGAACGGUCAAACUUGGAGGCCGCAGCUUCUUAUGCUUUGUUACUCCAUGAAGAUUUUAGCAGAAGCAAACGCGCUAUCGAAACCGCAAGAUCCUUAUGACAACCGCAAGCUUUUCGGUUUCCGUGUCCGGUCACCACCACUCCCGUACAUGUUGUCCUCGAUGUUGCAGUCCCGUGCACACCCGAAGCUUUCGUCGGAGCAGGGCGGUGAUGGUGGUGAUUCCGAUGUUGACCUGGCGGAUCUGUCGGAAUCGGAAAAUGAAGAAGAUGAAGAUGAAUACGAUCAGCUCCCACCUUUCAAACCAUUGAAGAAGACCCAACUUGCAAAGCUUAGCAAAGAACAGAAGAAAGCUUACUUUGAUGAGUACGAUUACCGAGUCAAGCUUUUACAGAAGAAGCAAUGGAAAGAGGAAUUGAAAAGAAUGAAGGAAAUGAAAAAGAGAGGUAAAGAUGGUGUGACCGAUGGAGGUUUUCAAGAGGAGGAAGGCGAAGGUGACACGCCGGCGCCGGUGGCGGUUCCGUUGCCGGACAUGGCACUGCCACCGUCUUUUGACAGCGAUAAUCCGGCGUACCGAUUCCGAUUCCUGGAGCCGACGUCCCAAUUCCUGGCACGACCGGUACUUGACACCCAUGGUUGGGACCAUGACUGCGGUUAUGAUGGAGUCAACCUGGAACAAACUCUGGCAAUCAUGAAUCGCUUUCCGACGUCUGUUUCCGUCCAAGUCACUAAAGACAAGAAAGACUUCAGCAUCAACAUGGAUUCGUCGGUUUCCACUAAGCAUGGGGAGAACGGGUCGACUAUGGCCGGAUUCGACAUUCAACCGAUCGGGAAACAACUCGCGUACAUCGUGCGGGGGGAAACCAAAUUCAAGAAUCUGAAAAGAAACAAGACGGCUGCUGGAAUGUCGGUCACGUUUCUUGGUGAAAACGUGGUGACCGGAUUCAAAGUGGAGGACCAGGUGGCGUUUGGAAAGCAGUAUUCGGUGAUCGGAAGCGCGGGGACGGUUCGGUUCCAGACGGAUUCCGCUUACGGGGCGAACAUCGAGGUACAACGGCGGGAGCUGGAUUACCCGAUCGGUCAGGUGCAGUCAACAUUCGGGCUUUCAAUCAUAAAAUGGAGAGGGGAUCUGGCGUUGGGAUUCAACAGUUUGGCUCAAUUCUCUGCUGGCCGGAAUUCAAAAGUGGCGGUGCGGGCCGGAAUCAACAAUAAGAUGAGCGGUCAGAUCACCGUCAAGACAAGCAGCUCAGAGCAUCUUUCCCUUGCACUUGUGGCGCUCAUUCCUUCUUUCAUUUCUGCUUACAAGAAGAUCUGGGCGGGUGCUGCUGCUGAUAGAUACUCUGCCUAUUAA